Molecule: messenger RNA, 4048 nt
Organism: Myzus persicae (green peach aphid)
Lineage: Eukaryota; Metazoa; Arthropoda; Insecta; Hemiptera; Aphididae
Product: UDP-N-acetylglucosamine--peptide N-acetylglucosaminyltransferase 110 kDa subunit-like
Exons: 8
Coding region: 496-3930 (1144 amino acids)
Biological process (GO): protein O-linked glycosylation
Molecular function (GO): protein binding; protein N-acetylglucosaminyltransferase activity
Source: RefSeq, a predicted model, not a curated record
AUACCGCCAUUUUAAUCAAUAGUCUUUCAUUACCGAUGAUAUGAAUUUUCCAUGUCUAAUUUUGGUUUGCAAAGAAUUUUGUUUACAAAUUAAUCCAAUUUCACUGAAUUAAUAUUUUUGCUAUUUCACAUUUUCACUUGACAGUUCGCUGGACUUAUAAAGUGUAUUCUUGUUGAUAGUGGACUCUGGAACUACAGUUUGUUUUAUACGUUUGGAAGUUUGGAAUUCUGUAAUAAUUUUAACUAAACACAUUCUGCACUGUGUACUCUGAGAAUUUGUGUCUGCUACUUUUUGGAUUGUUCCGUCGUUAUUUAGUGGAUAUUACGUGUGCCGUGUAGCUGUGUUUUAUAUUAUUGUGUUUGUGGUCGUAUACUACUAUUAUUAUUCUUUCUAAUAAAUAUAUAUCUUUUUAUUGUCAACAGUGCACAUAAGUGUAUGUGGAUUAUUAUAAGUUGUACUUAUUUGAAAAAAUCACAAGUGCAUAAUUUUUAAAUUAUGAAUUCGUUACCAUUUGAUAUAUUUUGUUCAAAACAUUCAGACUGUGAAGCACCAAUAUCUGUUAUUACCGAGAUCUUAUCAGAAAACGACCCUUUAAAAUUUGAAAAAAUCUCCAAUGAAUUUGAAUUAUUAGGAUUUACAAAAGUAAAGGAUUUGGCACGAGCAACCCUCGGAAAGGCCAGCUCAAUGAAAUUGUGUGGCGAUUCUUUAACACUGCUUUAUGGAGCUAUAGAGAUUUACAGUGAACACCUAGAUAAACUUCUACAAUCUGCAAAAUUAGAAAAUAAAAAUGGAAAUUUCAUCAAAACCCAAUUGAUAUGUGAAGAAUUACUUACACAUAAACCAACUGAUUUAAAUGUUAUCUUGCUUAAUGCCCAAUCAUUUCUCGAUCUCGGAGAUUAUGAAAAAUGCAUUGAUUGUUUGGAAAAAGCAAAAAAUAUUUAUCCCAGCUGUUAUGAAGUUUUAAAUAACUUAGCAUUAGUUCAUUGGAAAAAAUCUGAAAAUGAAUUAGCAAAACAAUAUUUAUCGGAAGCUUGUGAAUUAAAACCUUUUUGUGUCGAUACGUGGACAAAUUAUGCUAAUCUAUUAUUUAUUGCAAACGACUUGAACUCAGCUGAACUAGCUUAUGAACGGGUUUUAAGUCUAAAACCGGAAUUAUAUAAAGUACGUAAUAUGUACGGAAAACUACUAUUAAAAUUAAAUAAAAUAAAAGAUGCUAAAAAGCAAUUUAAGAUUGCCCACAACAGUGCGACAGAAUGUCCAGAAACUUUAAAUAAUUUAGGAGAUGCUUAUUAUAAGUGCGGUAAAUUUGAAAAAGCUAUUUCUAAUUAUAAAAAAGCUUUAGAAAUAAAUCCUGAUCUAAAGAAUGUUCAUGGUAGUUUGGGAAUAGCUUAUCUAAAAUUUACCGAUUUACAAAACGCAGUUAAUGCAUUUCUUAAAGCAAUAGAUUUAGAACCAGAAAAUGUGUCUCUUUUAAGAAAUCUAGCAGUUACGUACUGUCAUCAAACAAAUAUGGAAUUGUCUGUUGAAGUAUUCAAAAAGUGCUUAAAACUUCAACCUGAAAACUUUGAACUUAAUUUAGAUUUGGCUUUGAUAUAUUUAUGUAACCUUAAAAAUUAUCAAGAAUCUGUUGUAUAUUUAAAAAAAUGUAUCCAGUUAAAUCCGGGAAGAAAAGAUGUAUACAAGAAUCUUUUAUUUGCAUACCGGAAGAUUAAUGAUUUUCUAAAUGCCUCAGAUACUUGCAUGUCAUUGGGUGAUCUGUAUCUGGAAGAUGAUGAUCAAGAAAAUGCAAGAAAUGCAUUUACUUGGGCAAUUCUUAUGAACCCUGGUAAUCCAUAUGGUCAUUGGAAAGUGGGCCUGACUAUGUAUAAACUGCGUCAUUUUGAUUUGGCUUUAAUCAGGUUUAGGAAAGCUAUUGAAUUGAAGCCGAACUUUGCCGACGCUUACUGUGAUAGUGCUAUAGUUUAUGAAGAAUAUGGUCUCUCUGCAAAGGCCAUGGAGUAUUAUAAUAUGGCUCUUCAACUUCAACCAGACCAUUUAAAUGCUUUGAUUAAUAUAUCAAAUCUUAAACAAAAAUUGGGCCAACUUGAUGGCAUUGUUGACAUCUAUCAAAGAAUUCUAAAAAUUGACGAAUCAGAUGACUCAGAAGCUUUUGAUAUACAUUUUAAUUUAGCCAAUAUUUUGUAUAAGGAAAUAGGUAAUCUUAAUGAUGCUUUAACACAUUAUGAAAAGGCUUUGGAAUAUGACAAUACAUCUGUCAGCAUUUAUAUGCAUAUGGGAAAUUUAUAUACAGAUUUAAACAUGAGUAAAGAUGCAUUACGUUGUUUUUACAUGGCAAUUCAGCAUGAUAUACAUUGUUUAGAAGCUUAUAUUCAUGUAGGUUCUUUAGAAAAAGAUAGUGAUAAUUUCAUUAAAGCAAUUCAUGCUUAUGAAUUUGCAUUAAAAUUAAAACCAGAUGUUCCAGACGUAUAUUGUAAUUUAGUAAACUGUUUACAAAAAGUGUGUGACUGGUCAGACUAUGAUGUACGCGUGAAAAAAUUACAAGAAAUUGUCAGCAAACAACUGAAUGAUGAUGAUGUAUUGUCCUUGUUACCUCAUGAUUCAUUGAUGUUUCCGCUACCGCUAGAAGUACAAACUAAAAUUGCUACUAGGUAUGCACAACAUUGUGUUGAAAAAUUGAAAACAUUUAUUGAAGAACCUAAACAAUUUGUUUAUCCAACAUCUUUAAUAUCUUCCAAUGGAAAUCUCAGGAUUGGUUUUGUAUCAACCAACUUUGGUAAACACCCAAUAACAACAAUUAUGGAAUUCUUAUCCAGCAUAUACAACUACCAAAUAGAUGUCAUUUGUUAUUCUAUAUCUUCAAAUGAUAAUAUUCCAUCCUGGUUGAAUCUCUUUGAACACCAUAGAGAUUUGUCACAACUUAAAGUAAUUGAUGCUGCUGAAGUUAUAAAUAAUGAUGGAAUCCAUAUAUUGGUUGACAUGAGUGGUUAUACUAAGGGUGCUCAAACUGAUAUAUUUGCGCUGAGACCAGCUCCAAUUCAAGUUUCAUGGCUUGGUUAUCCUAGUACCAGUGGCGCAACAUUCAUGGAUUACUUAAUUACAGAUAGAAUAUGUUCUCCUCCUGAAAUUCAAAAUUUAUAUACUGAAAAAUUGGUUUAUACAAAUCAAACUAUUUUUGUUGGCGACCACAAACAGAAGUUUUCAAAUUUACGACAACGUCAAGUAGUUAUAAAUAAUACAAAUAAUCAAGGCAUUUAUCUUAAUGGAAACAGUGCUCAUGAAUUAGUAACAUUUGAAACCAUAUAUAUUGAAGAAGAACUAGCAACAUCUAUAAAAUCAUAUUCUAGAGCAACGUUCAACUUACCGGAAAACGUGGUUGUUUUUUGUAAUUUCAUUAAACUGAAUAAAAUAGACCCAUUUACCUUUCGUAUGUGGCUAACUAUUUUGAAUAAUGUUCCUAACUCUGUACUAUGGCUUCUUCAUUUGAAUGAUGUUGCCGAAAAUAACUUAAGACAAUUUGCUGAUGGCUUAAACUUUGAUACAUCACGUAUCAUUUUUGCUGACUUUAUUCCUAAAUACCAACACGUGAAUCGAAUCCAAUUGGCCGAUAUAUAUUUGGAUACACAUUUAUACAAUGGACACAUAGCUUGCUUGGAUGCAUUAUGGGCAGGAGUUCCAGUAAUAACGUUACCUGGAGAUACAUAUGCAUCUCGAGUGACGGCUUCACAAUUAAGUACUUUGGGAAUUACUGAUACUAUUGCUCAAAAUGAAGAGAACUAUAUUGAAAUUGCAGUACAAUUGGGGUUAAACAAACAAAUUUUGGAAAAUAUCAGAAAAAAUAUUUGGGAAUUAAAAAUGCAUAGUGGUCUGUUUGAUAUAAAUGCUUAUACCACAGAAAUUAUUUCAAUCUUAAAAAAUAUGUGGGAUAACUAAUCUGUCUUCACAUGGAUUAAUCAUGUAGAAAUGUAUAUUCAUUAAAAAAUCAGUUUUUUUAAAUGUUAAUCAGUUCAAUUUUUUUUUUUUUUGUAAAUUUGUAUGGUCUUAAAUUUAA